Messenger RNA from Eublepharis macularius, 3229 nucleotides. RefSeq names its product serine/threonine kinase 39 (gene STK39). The record is from RefSeq and is a predicted model, not a curated record. Gene Ontology annotation, molecular function: ATP binding; protein serine/threonine kinase activity. Lineage: Eukaryota; Metazoa; Chordata; Lepidosauria; Squamata; Eublepharidae. Bases 86 to 1729 code for a protein of 547 amino acids. The transcript is spliced from 18 exons. Gene Ontology annotation, biological process: protein phosphorylation.
AGAGCCGCCGCGGAGGGUGAAAGGUGCCGCCGGCAGGGAACUUUGAAGAAGGUCGCCGCCUGGGCGCUCCAGCAGCAGCAGCAUCAUGGCGGAGCAGAGCGACUCGCCCCUCCGCGUCCAGCCGCCGCCGCCGCCACAGCAGCCCCAGCAGCCGCAGCAGCAGCAGCAGCCGUCGCCACCGCCCGAGCAGCCGCAGCCACAGCCCACGCCGGCUUCUGCCCCGGCCCCGGCUCCCGCGCCCGCCGCCCAGGCUGUCGUCUGGCCCAUUUGCAGGGACGCCUACGAACUGCAGGAGGUGAUCGGAAGCGGUGCUACAGCUGUUGUCCAGGCAGCGCUAUGCAAACCCAGACAAGAACGCGUAGCAAUAAAAAGAAUCAAUUUAGAAAAAUGCCAGACCAGUAUGGAUGAAUUGCUCAAAGAAAUUCAAGCCAUGAGUCAAUGCAGCCAUCCCAACAUAGUUACAUAUUAUACAUCUUUUGUGGUCAAGGAUGAGCUUUGGCUGGUUAUGAAGCUGCUAAGUGGAGGCUCAAUGCUGGAUAUAAUAAAGUACAUUGUCAACAGAGGAGAGCACAGGAGUGGCGUCCUUGAAGAAUCAAUAAUAGCAACAAUUCUUAAAGAAGUUUUGGAAGGCUUAGAUUAUCUACACAGGAAUGGGCAAAUUCACAGGGAUUUAAAAGCUGGCAAUAUUCUUUUGGGCGAAGACGGCUCAGUACAAAUAGCAGAUUUUGGUGUUAGUGCGUUUUUAGCCACAGGAGGGGAUGUCACCCGUAACAAAGUAAGGAAGACGUUUGUUGGUACACCAUGUUGGAUGGCACCUGAAGUCAUGGAGCAGGUGAGAGGCUAUGACUUCAAGGCCGAUAUUUGGAGCUUUGGAAUAACAGCCAUUGAAUUAGCAACAGGAGCUGCCCCUUACCACAAAUAUCCUCCAAUGAAAGUGUUAAUGCUGACAUUGCAAAAUGACCCUCCAACAUUGGAAACAGGUGUGGAAGAUAAAGAAAUGACAAAGAAGUAUGGCAAGUCCUUUAGGAAACUAAUUUCAUUGUGUCUUCAAAAAGACCCUUCUAAAAGGCCCACAGCAGCAGAACUUUUAAAAUGCAAAUUCUUCCAGAAGGCCAAGACUAGAGAAUACUUGAUUGAAAAGCUUCUCACAAAGACCCCUGACAUAGCACAAAGAGCAAAAAAGGUCAGAAGAGUACCUGGUUCCAGCGGCCAUCUUCACAAGACAGAGGAUGGAGACUGGGAAUGGAGUGAUGAUGAAAUGGAUGAAAAGAGUGAAGAAGGCAAAGCUGCUUUUUGCCAAGAAAAGUCACGAAGAGUAAAAGAAGAGAAUGCCGAGAUUUCCAUGAAUUCCAGAAACAUCCCUGAUCAAAUACAGAACCUGUCUUUGCAAGGUUCUCAGAUUCGAACAGCCGUUUGCAACGAAUAUAGUGACACUCCAUGUGCUGUGAAUCUUGUGUUAAGACUAAGGAAUUCUAGAAAGGAACUUAAUGACAUACGAUUCGAGUUUACUCCAGGCAGGGAUACAGCAGAUGGUGUAUCUCAAGAGCUGUUCUCUGCAGGGUUGGUUGAUGGCCACGAUGUAGUUAUAGUUGCUGCUAAUUUACAAAAAAUAGUAGAUGAUCCCAAGGCCUUGAAAACGUUAACCUUUAAGCUGGCUUCUGGCUGCGAUGGUACCGAGAUCCCCGAUGAGAUAAAACUGAUUGGGUUUGCCCAGUUAAGUGUCAGCUGAUGCCAACCACCUGACCCCCAGCAAAACAGGGAGAUUGCAAAGAAGCCAGCUUUCAUUUGCGAAGGAAAAAAAUCCGAGCACCACACUCUUAACUUCUGCUUCAUACUAUGGCGAUUCACCAUGUUGGAACAAGCAAAAAGCCCACAGCAACACUGCUCCCGCUACCAUUCCAAAAGCUACUAAAUGUGUCUCUCUAGCAAUCAAGUUCGGAUUUCCCUGAAGUGAAAGCAGACAAAUUGGAAAUGCACUCAGGUGGUUGUAUCCAUUGGUUACAAAAGGAAUUUUCUAUCAGAGCUUUUUCUUCUUUAAUUAAAAAGAAAAAAAUCAAUAACAGCUAUUUUAGGGUAUAAUACUGACUCUCUUCUGUUGUACGUAGAAAUGAACAUAAUUUACACAUGCUAGGAUUUAUUAGCCAAACUUGAAUUCUAGUUUUAAGAAAAAAACAACUGUGAAUUUUAUUUUUCUCUCCUAUAUUUAUGCAUUAUACAGCCUAGCUAUGAGAAACCAAUUUUGUUUUUGUUUCUUUGAUUAUGUGCUACUUGCAUGUAACAUGUUUUUGUUUUAAGAGAGUUUCAGGCUCAACUUUGAAGCAUUUGUUGCUCCUAGUUUUUGAACUGAUGUAGGCAUUUAAUUUUGGUUUUGGUUUUCUUUGUGUGUCUUUUUUUUUCCUAAAUCCAUCAUCUGGUUGUCAAGGGUGUGGGAGGUGCCUUGUGGAUAUUAAUUGAUCUAAGACUGUGCCUGAAGCUCUGUGAAUCUGAGCUCAUCUCAAUUCUAGACCUUCCAUAUCUAGACCUCUUGAGUAAUGAGGAGGGAGAGACUGUAGCAGAGACGUGAGACAAAAUAUGGCCUGCAUUCUGCUUUGUUGAGGGGGAAGCCUACAAGCUGAAACUUUUUAUAAACAGUUGCCAUUAAGCUAAACAAAUAUAUGCCUUUACUUUGCCCAUCUCUGAUUUGGCUUUUCUCUAAAAGGACGGGAAUUUUUAUGUUACAACAAUAAAAAAACUUGAAGAGAAUCUAAGCUUUACUUGAAAUUCUGCGGAACACCAUGGUGGAGUACAAAUAAGAGGAGAAGGGGCUUUGUGCAAUGUCUUAAGGAUAAAAAGAAACAAAAUGGUUACUUUUUUUUUUAACAUACUUCUGACUGAAGUAGUCAUACGCUUAACCUGUGGCAUAGAUAUUUCGGAGCUAGUAAAUCGUUAGACGGAUUCUCUAAUUUGAAGCCUAUUUCUCGGGAAGUGAGUUUUUUGGAUGUUGCCAUGUUAAAUCACUUCCAUGCUAAACUUAGAUAAAUGGCAGCUCUCUCUGACAUACAGGAGAGAAAAAAGAAUGGCAAAUGUGUUAUUUAAGAGUUAUUUAUAAUGCCUUGUCAUAAAUGUUUGAGGUGUUCUAGAGCCAUUUGCAUACAACUCAAUGUAAUUUCAUUCCAUUCUAUUGUUUACACAAUUACUCAAAAGACUGACUGCAGAGGUAAAAGGAAAAUAAAGUGUAUUGCACAAACCA